UACUAGGAUUAAAGAUACAAAUAAUAUUAUGUUGAAGUAUGUCUUACAAUAAUCAUUUUUAUUGUGAUAUUGUGAACUUAUCUAAUAUCUAUAAUUAUAAUUGUGGUCGAGGAUAACUUUACUGAUCAACACAUAACAUUACAAUUGUGCUGAUCAAUCAUAAUAUUAAAUCAUUAUGAUAACAAUUAUUAACAAUAAACUACUCGUAAUAAUAGCAUUAUACCUUCCUAGCCUAUAAAUAAAUGCAUAACCAAUUGACAAUAACCUUAAUAAAUGUUAAAUAAUUUAAUAAUUAUUAUUAAAGUCUUUUCUAACAAGAAUUUAUUAAAAUCGUUAUUAGUGUAAUGGUUUUAAAUUUUAAUCAUAUUUUUUUAAUGUUAUGAAUUCAUAAUUAGUAAAUUCUAAAUUCUAAGUAGUUCUAAUAGUUCAGUGAUUUAUUGUUCGGCGUGUAUACGAAGCCAUGAUUUUGAAUUCUUAAAUCAAGACGAGCUUUAUUUUUAUAUUUCUACAAUAUUCUACUGAUGAGAUUGAUUAUAUUUUGAUGCUUGUGUACUGAUUAUUCUGAUAACAUGUCUUCCGAAAACAGUAAGAAAUUUGAAUGUGAAGAGUGUAUGAAAACAUUUUCGAAAAAGAAUCAUUUGAACAAUCAUAUUUUAGCAAAACAUUCUAACACAAAAAAAUAUGAUUGCUCAAUUUGUAAGAAAUCAUUUUCCUACAAACAGUCAUUCAACAGGCAUAUGAAUGUGCAUAAAGUAGCAACUUCUCUUUACUCAUGUUCAGAAUGUGGCUAUAGUUCUCAGUUAAAAUUCAUGCUGACACGGCACAUUAAAAGUGUCCAUAUGAAUGAAAAGAACAGUCUUUUUAAAGUAUCCUGUGUGUUUUGUAAUCACCAUUGCUCCAAAAGUAAUUUAUCUGCACAUUAUGUGCUUUGCCAUCCAACAGAAAUUGUUAGUGAACAAUUAAAGUUUGAUAGCUUAGAUGAAUUUUACGCAUGGAAGUAUGAAGUUGAAGAUCAAGAUAUUAGUAGGUUUGUAAAAGCUCGAUCAACUUAUGUUGGUACAUCUGGUUCAAAACACUUAUUUUUUAAAUGCCAUCGUGAUGGAAAAUAUAAGCCUAAAGGCAAUAACAUUAGAAAAUUAAAGGCACUAGGUACCAAUAAGAUUGGUUCCUAUUGUCCAGCUAGAAUGGAUGUAAUGGUUUUUGACAACGAAGUUAGUGUACUUUAUAUUAAAACUCAUAUUGGCCAUGAUUUAGAACCAAAACGUUUAACUCUAGCCAAAAAUGAGAAAGAUUUCCUGGCUGAACAAUUAAAAAUGCCCAAUACUAAUUACAAUGAUAUUCUAAACGUUGUUAAAACUUUAAAUUCAACAAGUCGUUUGCAUCAUUUAACAAGAAAAGAUUUAGUUACAAUUAAUAGUUCUCUAAAAGAGGCUGCAAAGAGAAAUAAUACCAUGAUUAAAACCAAUGAUAAACUAGUUGACACAGUAGAAAUCAACAAUGUUUUUGAUGGUGAUCUGGUAGAUUUAUUUAAUGAUCAAAAUAACAAAAAGUCACCACUAUUAAAUUCAGAGAAUGAUUGUGUGGAAUCUGAAAAACAAAGUAUUGUUGAUGUAAAUAAUACACUAUUGACUUCAGAUCAUAUAGACUUAAAAAAUAACUAUACAAAUAAAAUUCAACCUUUAUACGAUGACUUAAACGUUGAACAACAAAUAAUAGAGUCAAAUGAACAAAUACCAAUUUUGGAAUUUAAUCAUGAAAUUUUGGAUGAUAAUCAGGUUAUAGAUUACCAACAGCAAUUGACAAAUAUUGAAAAUGAGAGAAUAAGUAUCAUGGAAAAAAUGAAGUUAAUAGUCAAUCAAAUCACUUGUAAUGAUGAAUUUGCCAUAGUUCAUCAAGGGCUAAUGAAUAUUAUGAGCACAAUUGAUGAAAGAAGGAAUGCAAUUGAUCAAGCUGUAGUCAAUGGGGAUUUAGACAAUAUAAUGAUAUUUGAUGAAAGCAUUUUACAAAAACAAUGCCAGUAGUAUCAGAUUUUCCAUUUUCCUCUGCUUGUUGUUUCAUGUCACUUGGUUUUAAAAUUUCUUGCCUCAAUAAUUGUUCGGUAUUUAUAUUUUACAAUUAUGAGAAUUCCUAUUGUACAAUUAUCUUGGGACAGUAAAGUUUCAAAAAUUGCACCU
Molecule: messenger RNA, 2174 nt
Organism: Aphis gossypii (cotton aphid)
Lineage: Eukaryota; Metazoa; Arthropoda; Insecta; Hemiptera; Aphididae
Product: solute carrier family 35 member C2
Exons: 5
Coding region: 570-2021 (483 amino acids)
Biological process (GO): UDP-glucose transmembrane transport
Cellular component (GO): cis-Golgi network; endoplasmic reticulum-Golgi intermediate compartment; Golgi apparatus
Molecular function (GO): antiporter activity
Source: RefSeq, a predicted model, not a curated record